Bursaphelenchus okinawaensis is the source of this 7112-nucleotide messenger RNA. The record is from the annotation of a GenBank genome assembly. NCBI's taxonomy places the organism in Eukaryota, Metazoa, Nematoda, Chromadorea, Rhabditida, Aphelenchoididae.
AUGCGUCUGCGACAUAGGAUUUUCUCAACCUGGCCCUGGAAGUCGGGUGAUAUUAGGGAUUCGGACGUUGAAGGCGGUUUGAAGCGCGCCCGAAAGUUGUCGGAUUCAUCACGAGACGGUAAGUAAUUUGAGGUUUAAGUAACAGUAAACAUUUUCAGAGAAGCUUAGUUAACUCUAAAAAUUUUUAGCCAAUAAUUUUUAUUUUUAGCUUCUGUCUAUUUUUAUUGCCCAAAUGUCAGAAGUUUGACCUAAAAUUAUACAUUCUAGAAAGUUUUACCAUUUUUAAUCUCGUUUUACAAUAUAAGUGUUUAAGAAAUUACCCAGUCUUCCGAAGACUUCGCGAGGAUCUCAAGAAUGAAAUCGAGCAUUGAAUCCACCGAAGCUCAAUUUUCUGAAGCUUCAAAAGCCAAACGGAACAAAAAGAAGAAACAGGAAGAUCAGACUACUGACCUGGAGAAAUCUACUUCGUUGUCGGACCUCACAAGUGAUUCCACAGAAGAAACACACUGUAAUGUGGAUUCAGAAUCGGACGAAGAGCUAUAUUCGGAUUCUGACAGUCGUCUGAAUGCAGGACGUACUAGUUCCGACACAAACUAUAAUGAGCACUCUGAUACCUUUAAAGAAGUGUCGACAGCUGAGGAAAAGUCUUUGAGUAUUGUUGUAGUAGGUAACGAUGCUUCCAGAGGUCAUUGGAACGGUAUUUGGGACUUCUUGAUGAGCAUGAUCUCGUACUCGGUCGGAUUAGCAAAUGUAUGGCGCUUCCCAUAUUUAUGCUAUAGAAAUGGUGGCGGUAAGUUAAUAGAACUACAGCUUUUAAAUUUUUCUAAAUUGACAAAAAAGUUUUAAAUUUUCUAAAAUUAGCUAAAUAAUGAGUUUAGAUAACAAAACUCUUACCAUAUUUAAUUUCAGGUGCUUUCUGGCUAGCCUACAUGGUCUUCCUUCUCCUCAGCGCCAUUCCAGUAUUCCUGAUGGAAGUCAUCGUUGGUCAAUACCUCCAAAAAGGUGCCAUGGAAAUGUGGAAAUUGGCCCCAUUAUUCUCAGGCGUCGGCUACGGUAACAUUGUCAUCUCGGCCAUGUGUGUAUGGUACUUCUGCGUCAUUAUAUCAUGGGCCGCUUUCUAUAUGAUCCAAUCUGUCCGCUCGGAAUUUCCAUGGGAAACCUGCGAGCAUGAAUGGAAUACCAAUUGGUGUACAUCUGGAAAUGAUACCGAAAAAGUGAUAAGUCUGAUGAAUUCAACUGGUUAUAACGAAACAGAAGUCAGGGCUAGAUUACAAACGGCAGUGGAACAGUACUGGGAGUAAGUUUUUUGAAAAUAUGCGCAAAAUCAUUUAAAAAAAUGGUUUUGUUACCUAAACUCAAACAAAGGUUAUUUGCUAGCUAAAACCAAAAAAAAUAUUAUUUCGUUCACUUAAAAUCAAAAACCCUAACUUAUUGUUACCUAAAAUCUAAAAAUAUCGAAUAAAAACGAAUUUUUUUUUAAAAUGCAACAAAUCUUGUGUAAAUCACAUAAAAACAAGAUACGACCCGAAAAUCCCGUAAACUGCAUCAAGCAAGAUAAAUCGAUCAAAAUACUUUUCAAGCCAAGGCUCAAAAACAAAAAUAUUUUUUCAAGAAAUUCCAAGUUACUAGUCCCAACCUGACAGCAACAUCCGCAGGCCGCGAAAUCAAAAAACCCGCGAAAAGGCCCCUUUUGAUUUCUCCUUUCACCGACCAAAACAAGGUCUUCAAAAUCCUUUUCACGAUCGAGCCAAAAGUCUCAAAAUGCGAUCGAAGGCCCAAAAAAAGAAAUAUUUCUUUCAAGAAAGUCCAAGUUACUAGUCCCAACCUGCCAACAACAUCCGCAAGCCGCGAAAUCGAGAAACCCGCGAAAAACACCCUUUGAUUUCUCCUUUUAUUGUCCCUCAAAAUCCUUUCGAAGAUCGAGCCAAAAAUCUCCAAAUUCGAUCAAACGCCCAAAAAAGAAAUAUUUCUUCAAGAAAUUCCGAGUUAUUAGUCCCAACCUGACAGCAACAUCCGCAGGCCGCGAAAUCAAAAAACCCGCGAAAAGGCCCCUUUUGAUUUCUCCUUUCACCGACCAAAAACAAGGUCUUCAAAAUCCUUUUCACGAUCGAGCCAAAAGUCUCAAAAUGCGAUCGAAGGCCCAAAAAAAGAAAUAUUUCUUUCAAGAAAGUCCAAGUUACUAGUCCCAACCUGCCAACAACAUCCGCAAGCCGCGAAAUCGAGAAACCCGCGAAAAACACCCUUUGAUUUCUCCUUUUAUUGUCCCUCAAAAUCCUUUCGAAGAUCGAGCCAAAAAUCUCCAAAUUCGAUCAAACGCCCAAAAAAGAAAUAUUUCUUCAAGAAAUUCCAAGUUACUAGUCCCAACCUGACAGCAACAUCCGCAGGCCGCGAAAUCAAAAAACCCGCGAAAAGGCCCCUUUUGAUUUCUCCUUUCACCGACCAAAACAAGGUCUUCAAAAUCCUUUUCACGAUCGAGCCAAAAGUCUCAAAAUGCGAUCGAAGGCCCAAAAAAAGAAAUAUUUCUUUCAAGAAAGUCCAAGUUACUAGUCCCAACCUGCCAACAACAUCCGCAAGCCGCGAAAUCGAGAAACCCGCGAAAAACACCCUUUGAUUUCUCCUUUUAUUGUCCCUCAAAAUCCUUUCGAAGAUCGAGCCAAAAAUCUCCAAAUUCGAUCAAACGCCCAAAAAAGAAAUAUUUCUUCAAGAAAUUCCGAGUUAUUAGUCCCAACCUGACAGCAACAUCCGCAGGCCGCGAAAUCAAAAAACCCGCGAAAAGGCCCCUUUUGAUUUCUCCUUUCACCGACCAAAACAAGGUCUUCAAAAUCCUUUUCACGAUCGAGCCAAAAGUCUCAAAAUGCGAUCGAAGGCCCAAAAAAAAGAAAUAUUUCUUUCAAGAAAGUCCAAGUUACUAGUCCCAACCUGCCAACAACAUCCGCAAGCCGCGAAAUCGAGAAACCCGCGAAAAACACCCUUUGAUUUCUCCUUUUAUUGUCCCUCAAAAUCCUUUCGAAGAUCGAGCCAAAAAUCUCCAAAUUCGAUCAAACGCCCAAAAAAGAAAUAUUUCUUCAAGAAAUUCCGAGUUAUUAGUCCCAACCUGCCAACAACAUCCGCAGGCCGCCAAAUGAAAAAAACCCGCGAAAAACACCCUUUUGAUUUGCCACUGCACCGUGCAAGGCAAAUCUUCAAUCGCCGAAAUUCCCUUUUCGAAGGCCGAGAGAUUUUCGACAAAUUUGGAGAUCUCAAAAUCCCAAAAAUUUGACCGUUUUUUGCUUUUUGUCGGACCUUCUCUGACUGCUCUCUCUGUCGCAACGGUCUCUCGUUCGUCGCAAGUUUGUCUCUCUUGUUUUUCGCUGUUGCGCAACUUCUUUUCACGACCCUCUGUUUUCCUUCGGCCCAUCUCCUCGAUCUCACGCUCUCUCGCCCCUUCCAAAUCGGGCUGCACUGUGCAGUGGUUUUUUGGUUCUCCGAAAUCCGGCCUUUUCUUCGAUUUUUCCUCAAAAAUCGCCAAAAUCGAGAGGACUCCAAAAAGGUUUUUUGCGGCCGAAUUUGGACUUGCACAGUGCGAUCAAGUUGGGAAGUGAGAGUGAGAGAUUUAAAGAGAUGGUCAGGGAUGAAAACGGUCGCGAAAAGAUCAAUGAAAAUAAGGAGAGUCAGAGAUGGGACGAGAGAGCGCUGCGAUCAGAGAGACUAGGUAGAGAAAGUUAGAGACAAACAAAAAUGGAUCGGAUUUGGCCAAAUUUGGCUCGAUUUCAGAAAGGAGAAUUUUUCUCAAAAAAAAAUUUCUACCGCACGGUGCAAUGAGUAUUCGAAGGGUUCUUUUUCGCGGCUUUCUUGAUUCGGCGGCCUGCGCAUGUUGAUGGCAGGUUGGAGAUAAAGCCAUGGAAGUUUUUGGGUUUUGGGCUUUGGAUUGAAUUUUGAUGUUUUUGACUCGACCUUCGAAAGGAUUUUGAGGUCCUUGUUUUGGACGGUGAAAAGAGAAACCAAAAGGGUCGUUUUCGCGGCUUUCUUGAUUUGGCGGCCUGCGCAUUUUGGUGGCAGGUUGGAGAUAAAACCAUGGAAGUUUUUGGGUUUUGGGCUUUGGAUUGAAUUUUGAGGUUUUUGACUCGAUCUUGAAUUGGAUUUUUGAAGAUUUUUUGGGUCGAAGGAGGGAGUAAUCAAAAGGCACCUUUCCGCGGGUUUUUUGAUUUGGCGGCCUGCGGAUUCUGUUGGCAGGCUGGGACUAAUAACUUGGAAUUUCUUGAAAAAAUAUUUCUGUUUUUUAGACUUUUGAUCAAAUUUUGAGAUUUUUGGCUCGAUCUUGAAAAGGAUUUUAGCGGCCUUGUUUUGUUCAAUGAUAAUGAUAUUUGAAGGAAGCCUUUCCGCGGUUUUCUUGUAUUGCGGCUUGCGGGUGCUGUUGGCAGAUUGCGGAUAAUAACUUGGAAGUUUCUUCGAAGAAUUUUUCUUUCUUUUUGAGGUUCGGAUUGGGUUUUGACCAUUUCGGCUUCUUGUCGCUGAGCAAUUUGAGAGUUUUGUUGAUUUUAGGUGACAAAAACGGAUUGAUUUAUACGUUUGGGUAGCAAAAAUAAGAUUUUUAGAUUUUAGAUAAUGGACAGUUGAUUUUAGGUAACAGAUUUUUAAAACUUAAAAUUGAAGCAUUUUUAAGGCCAAAAAUUAAACCUUCGUAUAUUUAAUGUCCAAAAUUAACUAUUCUAACGGUUUGUGUUUCAGACGCCGAGUUCUUCAACAAACAGAUUCUUUUUUGGAAAUUGGUGGAAUCCAAUGGGAGAUCUUUGGCAUCAAUGUUGUGGCAUGGCUUGUUAUCUACUUUGCUAUGUGGAAUGGCAUCACCCACGCUAGAAAGGUAAUGAUUAGGUAUCGAACUUUAAAAAUUUAACAUUUUUAAAUUGAAAAUUUGGCAAAUUUUUCGCCGAAUCUUGAACUCGAAUAACUUUUUAGUUUAUCUACUUUUGUGCUAUUUUCCCGUACUUUGUGAUCGCUAUCCUGAUUGGCCGUUCGAUAACCUUGGAAGGAUCACUUACAGGAUUGGCCUAUUAUUUGCUGCCAGAUCUAAAGUCGCUUUGGUCGAUAAAUCUGUGGAAGGAUGCUGGAACGCAAGUGUUUUACUCGUAUGGUGUUGGCUUUGGCACAUUGAUUGCUUUGGGAUCUCAUAACAAGUUCAAUCAUAAUUGUUAUAGGUAUGUUAACAUUUUUUUUGUUUUUUAUUUCUUAUUUAUGUUUUUUAGAGAUACGUUGAUGUUGUGCUUCAUCAAUCUUAUGACUUCAUUUUUGGCUGGUAAGUAGACAACAUUUACGACGAUAGUUUUUGUCAAAUUUUAAUUGUCUUUUUGUAUUAAAGUAGCUUAAAUUGUUUAUGGCACGAAAUUACACUUAUGUCUUUAAAUUAAAAAAUAUUUUGUUUCAGGACUAGCCAUUUUUGGAAUGUUAGGACACAUGGCAUUUAAGACAGGAAAAGAGAUUGGAGAAGUGGUCAAGCCUGGUCUAGGCCUAACUUUCAUCGUGUAUCCAGAAACAGCGACGUUUAUUCCAGGAAAGCAGUUUUGGGCCCUGCUAUUUUUUGUAAUGAUUAUUAUCCUGGGUUUUGAUAGUCAAGUAUGUAUGGUGGAAGGUGUUUAUACAGGAUUGGCGGAUAGAUUUCCGAUUUUGCAGAGAUACAGAAAAAUGUCACUGUUGGCGUUUUGUGUGUUUUAUUUUGUCAUUUCUAUUCCUAUGAUGACUUACGUGAGUUUUGGACGGUUGUACGUUGAGGGAGGAGGGUAAUUUAGUUUUUUUGGGUGGGAGGGUGGUCAAAUUUUAAAUUUUUUGAAAUUUAAUUAUGUAAUUAUUUAUUUAAAUUAAAAUGUGUAAUUGUUUAUUUUCAGGCAGGAGUACACUGGGUGAAUGUAGUAGACUGUUACGGUGCCGCUGGCUACGCUUUGCUAUUUGUCGUGUUUUUUGAAAUUAUGGGAAUAGCGUGGGCAUUUGGAGCUGACAGAGUAUAUGCGUGUAUGUACGAGAUGACUGACAAGUAUAUUUGUAAAGGAUGGGUAUGGUUGUGGAAGUUCACAUCUCCUACGGUAGCUGCGGUAAGUUUUUUUUAUUAGUUACAAGAAGCUGAAGGCAAAAUAGUUAUUUGGUACAUUUUUUAACAAUUUUAGGUUCUAUUCUUUGUAUGCCUGGCAUUUUACCAGCCGUUGAAGUACGACAGCGGUAAAAGUUAUGAGCUCAUUCCGCAAAUUUUUGGAUUUGCCAUAUCUGGUUGCUCAAUGAUUUGUAUUCCUGUUUAUGCCAUUUACUACAUGUUCUUCAAGAAAAUCCGUCUCAACAGAAAGGAGGUGGGGUUGGACUUUUUUUAUUAACUUUUGCCAUUUUAAGCUUAUUUUUAACGCAUUAACCUAAGCUUUUCUUUUGCUAUUUUAAAUAAUCUUUUUUAAGCCUGAAACAGUUUAUAAGCAAAAAGAAUCAGUAGGCAUAAAUUUUUGACGUAUUAAGCCUAAACACUUAACACUAAGCCUAAUUUUAUUAUUUUUUAGAGACUAAGGAGAGGAGUCCGGAUUCCAAAAGAGUUUGUGCCAGUUCACACUCCACCUUACGCCGAUGACAUGAGCUCAUCGGACACGAAACAAGUUCCAAUUCACGAAUAUAAUCGACAAAAACGGCUAAAGAGGCGUUCGGAAAGCAGUACUGAUACCAACAAGAAGAUUGCAAGUGAACCAUCAAGCAGCAGUGAUACCCUCGCUGGUCAAAAUGAAGCAGAUAUUGUUGGUAAAAGAAAUGAUGGUCGACAAGAUGAUAAGAACGAUAAGCUUAAGGCUAAAGAUAAUGCUAAAGAAGGUGACAAGAAGGAUGAUAAAAAUGGUGAUACAAAGGAUGAUAAAGAACAAAAACAGAAAGAAAAGCCUAAAGAUGAGAAGAAGCCAGAAGUCGACCCGGACCUUGUAGAAGUCAAAGAAAACACUGUAAGCGAUCAAGAUCGUCAAGGGGUUAUCAACAUACGCUCGGAUAGAAAGAUAACUCCAGAGGAGAAACCGGAAGAUUCAGAAUCAAAAAACAAAGCACCAAAACCAUCCACUAAAAGCUCGAAUACCUCGAAAUCCAAGGAAAAACGGAAAAGCGACAAUUCUGAAAGUACCUAA